Messenger RNA from Lasiodiplodia theobromae, 420 nucleotides. RefSeq lists its product as uncharacterized. The transcript has a single exon. Lineage: Eukaryota; Fungi; Ascomycota; Dothideomycetes; Botryosphaeriales; Botryosphaeriaceae. The record is from RefSeq and is a predicted model, not a curated record. The coding region runs from base 1 to 420 and encodes 139 amino acids.
AUGCAGGCAAGCAAAGAUACUCCGACCCUCGUCAAAUCGCCUCCGACCCCGCCGCCCGAGAAGCAUGACUACGCGGCUUCAGAUACGUACACCGAAGACGAAUACGUCGUCAUUGAGUGGGAGGAAGAUGAGGCUGAGCGUGCAAUAGACCUCGCCAACUCGGCGGACCUCUCCUCCUCUUCGCUGUCGGCCACCGACCUCGCGUCGUCGUCGCACUCGCACUUGUCCUCCUCUCCCUCCGAGGAGCAAAUGCAUCAGUCCUGGCACGGCAUGCCGUACGAUAGCAACCCCGACCAGCACAAGGCUCAUUGGUACCACGAGUGGCUGCGCGACAAGACGGUCGAAAGGAGCGACCCGUGGGGCUUCUCCAGCACAGGCGUCUCGCGCACCGCCAGCCCUGCGAGGAGCGCCACCGCCUGA